Molecule: messenger RNA, 2949 nt
Organism: Pseudo-nitzschia multistriata
Lineage: Eukaryota; Bacillariophyta; Bacillariophyceae; Bacillariales; Bacillariaceae
Source: the annotation of a GenBank genome assembly
AGUUCCAUCGGCAAAAUUACAAAAUAAAUGAACUGGAAAUCGAAUGCCUUUCAUUGGGUAUUCUCUAAUGGGGAUGAUCCUUGUAAAUAUCUUGUUGCUACCAAUCAUUCUAUUGGAGAAUGCAUCAAUACUGGUAUUUGCUGCCAAGAACAGCAAUCCAUUGAAACUGUCCGGUUCGAAUAUCAGAGGAGCAUGUGUGUUUGGCGAUUUCAUUGAAGGCACGGAAGCUCAAUUUUGCAAGGAAUAUCGCCUUGACGCUUUUGAGGACUGGUCCUAUUAUGACAUCAUCUCAGACUGCAAAAAGGAAUACAACAGCACGUACAAGCGUAAAAAAUCAUGCAUAUCAUUCUUACCAGAUUCACUUCCUUUUGCAGGGUAUUGUGUGAAACGAACCAAAGGUAAAUUAUUAUCGAUACCCAUGAUGAUUACGGAGAGGGAAGACUGCGCUUAUAAAAAAAUGCUUUGCGAGGACUUUUUUUCUGGAUCCUUUGAUCCGCUUAUUUCCACGGGUAAUUGUGAACCGUUUGCUUCAAUCGUCCUAGACGAACCAAAGCUUCCAACUUCAACAGGGAGCAGCAUCAACAACAAUUACGCAGAGAUAGCUUCAGAAGAUUCCACUGGAUGUAUUGAUUCCUUAUCAUCUACGGCAGUGAUAGACUGCCCCAGCUUCCCGAGCAUGAUUGUCUCGUUCGGAGGCAUUAAAGUUGAUUGCAGCGACAAAGUUCCGCUGGAACUCGCCUCCAUCCCGCCCGUCGUCAAGGUGCGGUCGGGGGUCAUCGGCGAUCCCGACGGGUUCUAUUCACUACUUUUGGUCGAUACAACAACGAUAGCAAACAGCUACAAUGCCAGCAACACUCAUCCAAUUUUGCACUACGGUGCAGUAAACAUACCAGGGCAUUCUCUAGAAGAUGGAUUCUCCCUGUUCAAUACCAUCGGAACGGAGGCUGACGUUUUUUCGCCGUACCGAGGACCUAAUCCACCCAGGCCAUCAGAUCCGUGGGCACCACCGGAUGUCGACCGUAUCCCGUUUGUGUACGAGUUCAUGAUACAGAAGCAAGACAAGGGCCAACUCGUGGGAGCAGACGUUCAGAAGAGACUAGAGACGAACACAAAUUUUGACUAUGAAUCAUUCUUUGGCUCUGGCAGCAAUGCUAGUGGGUUGGAGGACCUCCUCAUUUCUUCAACGACCUUUUGGUCGGGGUGGUGUGUAGUAAACAAAGUGGGAAAUUUAAAAGUCAAAAAAGACAUUUUGAUGGAAUCUUUUGAAGAUCCUAAAUUUGAGUGGACGGAAGUGGGAAGAAAGAGUGGCUCUAAGAUGGAGAUCGUGGACGGAGUGAUGGUUCUCACUGCCAACGGCUCAUCAUAUGAAGUGUAUGAUGAUGUAAAGUUUGAUUCAAAUAUGACUAGCAUAGAUGACGAUGAAAUUCUUGUAAGCGAUGAUAAAUCAUCGUCAAUAUCUUUGAUGCCGUCGGUCAUUUCGACCGUGAGCGCUCGGGGUGACUUUCCCGAUCUAUCCAAAUGCGACGGAUUGAAGAUGGUCGUCAAAUCAGAAACUCCUAUGGGAGACGAGAGUAUGAGUAAUGUUUACAGUAUCGGUUUGGCGUUCCAACAAAGGCACGGCGAACCAUCAUUCGCUUUUACAUAUGGAGCCAGUCUUGCAUGGCCAUCGUCGCUAACAGUAUCAAGCGAGAGAUCCAUUGAGAAAACCAAAUUCUCGGAGCUCAUCAUUCCAUUCAAGGAGUUCACCCUAGACUGGGAUUGGAACACUGGGAAAGAACUCUCGUCGUGUUCAGAGAACGCCACCAAUUGCCUGGACCAAACAACACUACAAAACAUGGAAAACCUAACAAUAACAACCAGUCUAAGCAAUGCAACAGACGGCUAUUCGGAAUUGCAAAUCCAUUCCAUUUAUGCCAUCGGGUGUGAAAGCACCCUGGGCAAUGAUGAUGCGCAAAAUGACGGAGAUCGGACGUGCAGCAAUUGGAACAGUAGCUUCCCACCUUUGAUGGAUGAAAUUCCAAUCGAAUCCUUCCUGGACCCAACCUACGACUGGAUGACCGUUAACGAUCCUAUCAUGGGUGGAGAAUCCUAUAGCAGCAUGUCGUUGGAAGACGGAGCUGCCGUUUUCUCUGGCGAGGUGAMAGACGUCCCCUUCUUGGGCGGUAAGUGAUGAUCCUUGUGGGUUCGUGAAAUUUUGCUGAAGAUCCCGUUGCUCUAGUGACUUAUCAGUUGUUCCUCUUUCUCGGCUCGGAUCUUUUGUUGAACUCUUAUCUUUCCAGUGCCAGGAUUCAUAAAAAUGGAAGCAAAUGGAGGAAGAUACCCCGACGUUUCCUGCUGUGAUUCUAUCAAGCUUACCGUCAUGACCGACGGAGAUUACGAUGGCUACUAUUUCGGGUUUGGUUCUACGUUCGCGUACAAAGCAGAAUUAAAUAUUUCUUUGGUUGGCGAAUACGUUGAUGUGAUCAUUCCGUUCGAUGCCUUCAGCGUUGAAUGGUACGAGGGAACGUCCAUAACAAAAAUUCGUGUGACGUGCGCCGAUGACCCCAGCUUUUGCCAGCAAACACUCAAAAACAUGGAGUCCCUUAGCAUUUGGGGAGAGGGCGUGGAAGGGUCGAUCAAUUUGAAAACUAAAUCUAUCAGUGCCGUGGGGUGCUCUCCUGCAGAUGUAAAAGGACUUGAUGAUACCGGACUGUCCUCUGUGUCUAGCAGGGUCAAAUUCCAGAUACUUCCAACUACGGUUCUGGCCAUGACAUGUCUUCUUUUUCCCCUCUUGUUCUAACAGCAUUUUCAUUCCUGGUGACAUUUGCAGUUUGUACUGUACUAUAUUUUACGCCUAAUUUAAAAUUUGAUACUACUAAAUUUACGAAGGUUCAUAAUUCGUGAACUGAGAACUGGACAAACCAACUUUGAAAUUCAUCAAGCUACGCAAAUUAAAUAUGUUUCAUAACA